This is a messenger RNA of Eutrema salsugineum, 1957 nucleotides long. RefSeq lists its product as uncharacterized. The transcript has 14 exons. The record is from RefSeq and is a predicted model, not a curated record. Lineage: Eukaryota; Viridiplantae; Streptophyta; Magnoliopsida; Brassicales; Brassicaceae. Bases 247 to 1650 code for a protein of 467 amino acids.
CAGUGAAAGAAAGAGAGAGAUUUGACAAAAAAGAAAUAGCCCAAGAGGAGGGGAAAGGGAAGGAGAAGCACUGCGCAAUUGAAAACAUUGCUGCAUUUCUCAAGUGGCGUCUUCUCUAACCAAUUGUCACUCGUGACUCGUGACUCGUGAGAGAGAGAGAGAGAGAGAGAAAGGAAAAAGGAGAGAUUCGUCAAGAGAGAAUGGAGGCAAAGCGAGAAAUUCUUUUUCCGUAGAGAGAGAAAGACGAUGAACUGUCGGAGAGUGUUCAAGUCCGUACAAGCCUUGGCGGCUCACAGCUUCCUCUUCUGUUUCACGCUUGCUUUGGUGCUCAAGCUCGACCACACCGUCUCUUACUCCUGGUGGGCUGUGUGUCUACCUCUGUGGGCAUUCCAUGCUGUUGUUUCUAGGGGAAGAUUCUCGCUGCCUGCUCCAAUCGCUCCUCGUAACCGUCAUUGGGCUCCAUGUCAUGCUAUUGUUGCAACACCGUUGCUUGUAGCUUUCGAAUUGCUCCUCUGUGUAUACCUUGAGAGUGCAUAUGCUCGUUGGCCACCAGCUGUGAGUUUGAAGAUUGUUUUUCUCCCCUUGUUGGCGUUUGAAGUAAUCAUACUGGUGGACAAUGCCAGAAUGUGUCGGGCACUGAUGCCUGGAGAUGAGGAGAGCAUAAAUGACGAAGCAAUAUGGGAAGCACUUCCUCAUUUCUGGGUUGCGAUUUCCAUGGUGUUCUUUCUGGCUGCUACAAUCUUUACCCUCCUAAAGCUCUCUGGUGAUGUAGCUGCUCUUGGCUGGUGGGAUUUGUUCAUUAAUUUCGGAAUUGCAGAGUGCUUUGCUUUUCUUGUUUGUACAAAAUGGUCCAAUCCAGUAAUUCAUAGAAGCUCACGUGUCAGAGAACCCGGGUCAUCAUCUACCACUACUAGAUAUGUUGAUUGGAACAGUGGCCUUGUGGGCUUUUCAGAAGACGAUAGUGACCAAGAUGGAACGUGUGCCCUGCAAGAUAUUGGUGGUCAUCUUAUGAAAGUUCCCCUCAUUUUAUUUCAAGUGGUGCUUUGCAUGCAUCUUGAGGGAACUCCUGAAGGUGCUAAGUAUAUACCUGUACCAGUCCUGUUUUGUCCACUCUUCCUAUUGCAAGGCGUUGGUAUUGUAUUUGCUGCUUCUAAAUCAAUAGAGAAGGUUGUUCUGUUGCUGUGGAGCGAAGAUGAUACAGGAUUGUAUUUUAGAUUUUCAUCCAGAGCCCAUGAUUGCUUGGGUUUUUUGCACCAUGGAUCCAGGCUACUAGGUUGGUGGUCAAUUGAUGAAGGAAGCCGGGAGGAGCAAGCUCGACUAUACUUUGAUCAAGACUCUGGUUACAAUACCUUCUGUGGUCACCCGCCUGAAAUAGUCAAGAAAAUGCCAAAGAAAGAUCUUGCUGAGGAGGUGUGGAGACUUCAAGCAGCACUUGGUGAACAAACAGAAAUCACGAAAUUCAGCCAGCAGGAAUAUGAGAGACUGCAAAAUGAGAAAGUGCUGUGUAGGGUUUGUUUCGAAAGAGAAAUCAGUGUAGUACUACUUCCAUGCAGACACCGUGUUCUCUGCAGUUACUGCUCAGAUAAGUGUAAAAAAUGUCCCUUUUGCCGUAUAACCAUCGAAGAGCGGCUCCCCGUAUAUGAUGUUUAACAUCUAAACUCGACCCUCUUCGAUCAAAGAUUUUAAGUGUAUGUAUAUAUGUCCCACACUCCUUUUGUCACCCUCUCUAAACUUGUUCACAUUUCGCUGAGUCUUUUUAUUUGUGCGAAUUAACAUCGAGUAUAGGUCAAGCAGAAGUCUAUUGGCUAGGAUAUACACAUAUAUGUCUUAAGAUUAGGGUUUAUGUAGAUAUUAUUACCCCUUGAGGGAGACAUUGUUUGUAUAAUGUAUCUGUUUGCACUCUUUGUAUUCGACUCGACACUCGAGUAAAGUAAAGAAAAGGAACAUUGGAAUGUUU